GUUCUCACGUCGACCUGUCUAUCUUGAGAAAGUCAGCCUCCGAAAUCAGGCCGGGCGAGGUGCCCCGCAGCAGACAGGGGGAACGAUCCGUUGUUGUCUUACCUUCUCUCUCUCACCUCAACUCUGCGACUGUUUCAUCUGUCAUAUCUCCCUCUCACUUUCCUCGAACCAUCCCGAGUGGACGAAAGCGCCGUCCAUGUAAUUGUACCUUGAGGGUAUCGUCACCAUGGCUCCCAAGACCGAUUUCCCGCCCGUCCGCGCCUGUCUGUUCGACAUGGAUGGGUUGCUUCUCGACACCGAGGAUCUCUACACGCUCUGCAUCAACCUGAUCCUAGAAAAGUACCAGCGCCCCCAGCUGCCGUGGAGCAUCAAAGCCAAACUACAAGGCCGCCCCGGCCCCGUCGCCAACAAGCUCUUCCACGAUUGGGCCCAGCUGCCCAUCACCCAAGAGGAGUACAUCAAGCAGCUCUACGCCCUGCAGGCCCAGCACUUCACCACCACCCAGCCUCUCCCGGGCGUGCCAGAGCUCCUCUCCAAUCUCGGCCGCACCCGCUACUGGGACCUCCAGAAGGAGGAGCAAAACCAACCCGCCAGCAACGGGCAGGUCCCGCACCGCGUGCACAUCGCCCUAGCCACCUCAUCCCACGAAGCCAACUUCCGCCUCAAGACAUCCCAUCUCUCAGAACUCUUCUCCGUCUUCCCUACAACGCGCCGCGUCCUCGGUGACGACCCGCGCAUCGCUCCCGGCCGCGGCAAACCCCUACCCGAUAUCUUCCUGCUCGCGCUGCAAACCAUCAACGACUCCCUGCCGCCCAACGAGAAGCCCAUCACCCCUGAUGAAUGUUUGGUGUUUGAGGACAGCGUACCCGGCGUCGAGGCCGGGCGGAGGGCGGGUAUGCGCGUCAUCUGGUGUCCGCACCCGAUGCUGAAAAAGGAGUAUGCCGGGCGCGAAGCCGAGGUGCUCGCAGGCCGGACGGGGGAGGCGGGCGAUGUGGAUCUGCAUCAGGUCGGUGAGGUGGAUGACGGGUGGGCAGAGUACCUGCCUACGUUGGUGGAUUUUCCGUAUGAGCGGUACGGGAUUGUGGUGCCGCCUCUUGAGGUGGAGAAAGAACAGGGGAUGAUGGAGGGCGGGAAGGUGGACGAGGGGGAAGUGGUGCAGGUUGUUGAGACUGCGUAGGCACUGGAGGGGGUUAACGGGAGCGCGGGGUUCCCUCGACGAUGAUUUGGGCGAAGAUGGAGAAUGGGUCAUGUUAGGUUUGCAUUGGCGGGAUGGCAUCAUGCAAGCUUGCAUGAAAGAGGGAAUAGAGAUGUUCGGGUUGCUAUUUUGAGGCAGGGGCGUCGACAUGGCCUGGAGAUUGUGAUGGAUGAUCAUCUGUCUCCUUUUAUUCAACAAAAGUACCGGAGAUUGCGGUGACGGACAA
This is a messenger RNA of Parathielavia appendiculata, 1421 nucleotides long. Its product is annotated as HAD-like protein. The transcript is spliced from 2 exons. Bases 227 to 1177 code for a protein of 316 amino acids. The record is from RefSeq and is a predicted model, not a curated record. Gene Ontology annotation, molecular function: phosphatase activity. NCBI's taxonomy places the organism in Eukaryota, Fungi, Ascomycota, Sordariomycetes, Sordariales, Chaetomiaceae.